AUGAAGGUCCUCAAGGAGCGUGACAGCUUUCUUUCCAACUACGAAGUUGCAGAACAUCUCAAGGAAAUAAAAAAGAAAUACAACUGGACUUUCACCAAAGAAGAUGAACAAGAUCUUCACAACGAUAAGAGAAAGAACAAGAAGAGGUUUGCAGCUUGUGGAGUCAAUUUGGAAGUGAUUACCAGAGACAUCUUGUCUUACGUGAGCAACUCUGCCACUGCUUCCAUCGAUUCAACAGAAAAGUUUUCUGAGUUGGUGCAAUUCUUGAAUAAUUACGAAUUGAUGAAAGUUGAAAAAUUACAGAUUGUCAACUCAUUGCCGAGAUCCAUGGUCACGUUGUAUUCGAUAGUUGAGGAAUGUGACCAACGUUUUGAUGAACAGAUAUGUAACAAUAUUCUUGAAAAAAUU
Scheffersomyces stipitis CBS 6054 is the source of this 408-nucleotide messenger RNA. RefSeq names its product DNA-directed RNA polymerase III subunit. Gene Ontology annotation, biological process: transcription initiation at RNA polymerase III promoter. The transcript has a single exon. Gene Ontology annotation, molecular function: nucleotide binding. NCBI's taxonomy places the organism in Eukaryota, Fungi, Ascomycota, Pichiomycetes, Serinales, Debaryomycetaceae. The record is from RefSeq and is a predicted model, not a curated record. Gene Ontology annotation, cellular component: RNA polymerase III complex. The annotation marks the transcript as partial.